CUCGUCUGUCAGGUCGACCGUUUAAUUAUUUGACAGCAUGUCGCGAUACGGACGACACGGAGGCGAAACGAAGGUGUAUGUGGGUAAUCUGGGCACCGGGGCCGGUAAGGGUGAGCUCGAGCGCGCGUUCAGUUAUUACGGGCCUCUGAGGACCGUGUGGAUCGCGCGCAAUCCUCCAGGAUUUGCCUUCGUGGAGUUUGAAGACCCGAGAGACGCAGAGGACGCGGUGCGUGGACUCGACGGGAAAGUGAUUUGUGGAUCUCGUGUACGUGUGGAAUUAUCCACAGGAAUGCCGCGUCGUUCCCGCUACGAUCGGCCACCGACCCGCCGCCCCUUCGACCCGAACGAUCGCUGCUAUGAGUGCGGUGAGAAGGGCCAUUACGCGUACGACUGUCAACGUUACAGCCGUCGUCGCCGGAGCAGGUCUCGUUCCCGCUCACGGUCCAGAUCCAGAGGAAGGAGACACGGGCAUUCUCACAGUCGGAGUCGAGGCAGAAGAUCCAGAUCUUUUUCUCCUCGACGCUCUCGCUCCAGAUCUCCCAGACACUCUCGAUCUGUGACGCCCAAACGAUCCAGAUCCAGAUCCCGCUCUCACUCCGCCCCCAAGAACAGGUUGGACUCAGUCAGGAGGUCUAGGUCUGGUUCUCCAGCAAGGAGUCGGUCACCAUCACGCAGUCCUGUAGGAAGUGAGAGGAGUCCAGUGAGAGACGACUGAUCUUCAUCAGAUGAUUUGUGUAGGGUGCUUAAGUUUAAAUGUUUAAUGCAGUAGAGUUAUACAUUAUUAAAGUACAAACGUUCUGCUCUUCUUUAUUCUUUUGUUCUCUUCCUAUCGUAUGAGGAUUCUUCUGUAAAAAAAUCUCUGGGUUGACUUUUAGAUGAGGAAAUAUUACAUAGAUUUUCUAUUUGGUUUGUUGUGCAGUAGAUGUUGAUGUACGGUGCACAUACACCUGCAUUUGUUUUGGAUUUUAUAUGUGUGUAUUAAAUAUAAAUAAAAUGUGUGAGGUUCUUCAUGUUGA
Paramisgurnus dabryanus is the source of this 1016-nucleotide messenger RNA. RefSeq names its product serine and arginine rich splicing factor 7b (gene srsf7b). NCBI's taxonomy places the organism in Eukaryota, Metazoa, Chordata, Actinopteri, Cypriniformes, Cobitidae. Gene Ontology annotation, molecular function: RNA binding; zinc ion binding. The record is from RefSeq and is a predicted model, not a curated record.